Messenger RNA from Anoplophora glabripennis (Asian longhorned beetle), 1262 nucleotides. Its product is annotated as tRNA pseudouridine synthase-like 1. The transcript is spliced from 5 exons. Gene Ontology annotation, molecular function: RNA binding; pseudouridine synthase activity. The record is from RefSeq and is a predicted model, not a curated record. Gene Ontology annotation, biological process: tRNA pseudouridine synthesis. Lineage: Eukaryota; Metazoa; Arthropoda; Insecta; Coleoptera; Cerambycidae. The coding region runs from base 209 to 976 and encodes 255 amino acids.
GAUGGUUAUGUCUAUGAUUAGAAGAAUGUUUUUAUACAAAUUUUAUUAAAAAUGUAGCAUAUAUUUUCUUCUUACUACACCUGGAUUAUUUGUGUUAGCGAACUACUUUGGUUAUACAAGCCAUAGGAGCUGGAGUUAGGAAUUCAAUACCAACCACAUUUACUGGUGUCACUGUCGAGUACAAUAGUCUCUAAUAUUGUGUACAAUUAUGUCGAUUUACAGAUAUUUAUUACAUAUUGCUUAUAUAGGAAAACCAUUUAGAGGCGCACAGAGGCAGGUUAAAGGUACUUUUCCAAGGGCAGAUGACCCACUGACUGUUCAAGGAAGAUUAGAAAUGGCUUUGAAGCGAUUAAAGCCAUCAAACGAACCAAUUGUAAAUAUGUCGAGCAGGACAGAUUCGGGAGUACACGCUAUUAACGGGACAUGCCAUGUAGACUUGCUUAGAAAAAAUGAAACGGUAUAUGAGCCUCGAUCCAUAACACUUUGUUUAAACAGAUACUUUAAGAAACAAGAGGUGCCUAUCAGAAUAAUAAAAACUCAUAUUGUACCCCAAACUUUCCAUAGCAGACAUAACGCUAUAUCUAGAACGUACUUGUACAGGAUGGUUAUAGCUAAAGCUGAUAGUAUGAACGUAGCUCCCAAUCUUCACUAUAUUCCUAUAGAAGAGUGGGACCGAUGUUUAUUUUUCUGUACAAAUACAUUUGAUCUUGACCGUAUGAAGGAAGCCGCAAAGCUAUUAGAAGGCUACCACGAUUUUAGAACUUUUAUGGGCAAAAAUUCUGGAAGUGAUGAAAAGUGUACGAGAAAAGUCAUGGAUUACAUCAAAGUUAAGACUGUAGAUAAAACCGGUUACAGCAAUGUGUACAGUUGGCCUUCUUUCAUUCACAAUGACGUGGACGAUUAUUUGUUUGUAGAUGUUUACUUGAAAUCGAAGAGUUUUCUGUACAGACAGAAUUCGUUGGACCUCACCAUUUAACCCUUCAAAUUUGAGUGAACUCCAAAAUGUGUGCCAUUGACUACCUUAUCUAAUUAAAACUUGAUAAAUGUAAUCUUUGUUGUUAUUAUGAAUGAAUUACCAGAAUGACUAAAAUAAUGAUGAAGCUAAACAAAUGAUAGUGAACAAUAAAUAUCAACUGGUAACUAUGCACAAAUUAAAAGCAAUGGUUAAUAAUGACAAUAAUCUUUUAUAUAAAAUUGCAUAAGAUGGUUUUGUUUUUAUAAAUAAACCCAAAACGCUCGUAGUUUUGGUUCAAUAUUGUUUA